This is a messenger RNA of Porites evermanni, 2149 nucleotides long. The record is from the annotation of a GenBank genome assembly. NCBI's taxonomy places the organism in Eukaryota, Metazoa, Cnidaria, Anthozoa, Scleractinia, Poritidae.
AUGGAGUCUUUUCCGGAAAGAUCCCUCAAAGUACAAGUCACCAUUUUGGCCUCUGAAUGGGGAUCGAGCAAAGGAGGGCUGUCCACCAUAAACAGAGAAUUAGCCAUUCAAUUCGCCAAAUGCCCUGAAGCGGAAAUCACUUUCUUCCUUCCAAAAUGUAGUGAAGAGGACAAAAAACUAGCCCUCCAACACAAGGUAACGAUUAUCGAGGCAACUCGCCGGCCUGGCUUAGAAGAACUGGAGUGGCUUCUCUUUCCACCAGAAAAUUUACAAAUAGAUGUAAUCGUUGGUCAUGGGGUUAAACUUGGCAAACAAGCUCAAAUCAUUAAAGAAUCUAAAAAGUGUAAGUGGGUCCAAGUCGUGCACACAGACCCAGAAGAACUGGGAAUGUUUAAGAAGUAUUCCAACCCAAUUUCCAAGGGUCAAGAGAAACAUAAAACAGAGGUGGAGUUGUGUGAAAUGGCAGACCUCGUUGUAGGAGUUGGGCCCAAGUUGAGUGAGGCCUUCCGCUCGUAUCUUCGAGGCUGCCAAAAGGAUGAAAGUGUAGUGGUCUUGACUCCUGGAGUAUUUAAAGAAUUUUCCAGCUUGAAACAGGCUGCGGAAGAAAGAAAACAACGCAGUAUAUUGGUAUUUGGUCGUGGGGACGCAGAGGAUUUCGAACUAAAGGGAUUUGACAUCGCUGGAAAAGCAGUUGCUGCAUUAAAAGAUACUCGUCUUGUGUUUGUUGGCGCUCCAGAUGGAAAGCACGAAGAAAUAGCGAAGGGGUUAACCGGAUGUGGUGUUCCUGCAAGUCGCUUGAAAGUAAGAGGAUUUAUUGAGGACCGAGAGAGUCUAAAGCGCUUGUUUCAGGAAGUGGAUCUUGUAGUCAUGCCUUCACGAACGGAGGGCUUUGGGUUGGCAGGACUUGAGGCCCUGUCAGCUGGUCUCCCUGUGCUUGUCAGCCGCAACUCGGGGUUUGGAGAAGCACUGUGCAUUGUACCAUUUGGUUCAUCCUUUGUAGUAAAUUCAGAGGACCCCACUGAUUGGACUGCAGCCAUCUCGAAAAUAUGGGCCAAGGACAGAAAAAGUCGACUUGAGGAAGUGGAAGCUUUGCGCGAUUCGUACGACAAGAAAUACAACUGGUCCAAACAGAUAAAAGAUCUUCUUCACAAGAUGAUCAGCUGGACUAACGGUAUGAAUGUCCAUUGCAUUUUUUUUAUUUUACUUUAACUUAAGCACUAUGACAACGCCUGCUGAUAAUGGUAGCCAUUUUUAGUUUUCUUUAUUUUAACCUCUCCUUUAAAUCAACAAUUUUUCAUGUUUAGGUUGGGCCGUCUACUCUGAAAAAUUUAUUUGGAUUACUUAAAACGCUGUCUUGAAUGAAAAGAAACAAAGUUUGUUUCUUCUAAAUGGUGUUAUAUACACCCAAAGUUUCCGGCUACUCAAAAUCCAGAAAACAAGAAACCUGAGCGUUUUUACUCUUCCAUACAUUCCUAAAAGACAACAAUCUUGUCUUUUUUUCUGCAGUUGAUUUUUCAAAUGUCCAGAGCUUCGCCGAAACAAUAGGUGGAACCGUUGUAUCUUCUCACCUGGCUUCUCAGGCUACACGAGGCACGACAGAGAAACAUACAGGUAGACCUUAAAUCUAAAGCGUGAUCGGAAUAAACAGCUUCGACGAUUUCUCUUCCGAUUCUGUUUUUGAUGGUCGGUUACGGUUCAAUACCGGAGUCACCUUUUAAAGCCUAUAAGAGCUAUCCCGCCAUAGAACUCAUUUUUAGUCUUUUGAGAAGAGGAUCUAGAGCAGAAAACUUGGUAGCGUUCACAGCGGUAGUAACUUAAUUUCGCAGUGAUCUAAGUCAUGGUCGGUUACGCGAUUAUUUCUUUCUCUCGGUGAGGAAUGCAUGACAGAAUAACUAAGCACAUAUGAUAAACAAUUUUAACCCUUCAAAGUUAAUUGUCUCAGUUCGUUCCUGGAUUACGUUUCAGAAACGUCUAUGGAUAUGACACUGAUUGCCUUUUGUAUCUUAUUUGUUGGUAAGGUGAGUGUAGGAUUGAAAGGAAGAAGAGAAACAAUGAGGAGGACAUCACGAAGAACCUUCAAACUGGAGCAAAGGCCAGAAAGACCAUGGGCGAUAUCGUGGCUUCCGGAUCUACAAGUAAGGGCUCAUGA